AUGAAAGCUUCAAGUCAAGCAGCACUCCCCUUCACCACCAUGGCUAUUCUCUUUCUUCUUCUCCUCCUACUUGCACCACCACCUUCAUAUGCUGCAAUUUCAUGCAGUGAUGUGAUCAAGGACAUUAGGCCCUGUGUGAACUACCUGAAGAACGGCAGCGGAAUGCCACCGGCGGCGUGUUGUACGGGAGCAUCGAAUCUUGCCUCCUCCGCCACCACCACGGCAGACAAGCAGGCUGCCUGUAACUGCAUUAAGAGUGCGGCCAAAAACGCUAACAUCAAGUCUGAAUUGGCCAAGGCUCUUCCAGCCAAUUGUGGAAUCACCUUGUCCAUCCCUAUCUCCCCCAACACAGACUGUACCAAGUACUUAUACUAG
Messenger RNA from Ilex paraguariensis (yerba mate), 375 nucleotides. Lineage: Eukaryota; Viridiplantae; Streptophyta; Magnoliopsida; Aquifoliales; Aquifoliaceae. The record is from the annotation of a GenBank genome assembly.